This is a messenger RNA of Carassius auratus (goldfish), 3542 nucleotides long. RefSeq names its product ATP-binding cassette sub-family G member 2-like. NCBI's taxonomy places the organism in Eukaryota, Metazoa, Chordata, Actinopteri, Cypriniformes, Cyprinidae. Gene Ontology annotation, cellular component: plasma membrane. The transcript has 16 exons. Gene Ontology annotation, molecular function: ATP hydrolysis activity; efflux transmembrane transporter activity; riboflavin transmembrane transporter activity. The record is from RefSeq and is a predicted model, not a curated record. Gene Ontology annotation, biological process: transmembrane transport. Bases 797 to 2755 code for a protein of 652 amino acids.
GGGGCCAGCUGGUGUAACACGAUCUGGGCCUGGUGCUUUCUUCCUUUUCUGCUUCCGGAAGACCUGGCGCACAGCAUCCUCGCUUCAUUGCAUUGAGAAGAAAAGUAAGAUGGACAUUUUUACAUCUUACACAAUUGUUUUCCGCUGCUUUUAUUGUAUUUGAUUGAGCCAUAAUUUAAUACUUUUUCUUUCAUACUUUUUUCUUGUGUUCUGUUUAAGAAAUGGCAAGGUUUAUUAUUUGGUUCAUGUCAUUUCGAUGAUCAACAUCACUGGAAUUAUUUUAAUGUGUUAAGAUCAGUUUUAAUAAUGCGUGAAUAGUAAUAAUUUUUCUGUUCUUAGAUAUGUUCAUGUAGACUAUAUAAAUAUUGAUCUUUGCUGCAUUAAUAAAUGAAAAAUAUAUAUAAGAAAUAUUCUUAUGAAUAAUGUAUUUGUAAUCUUUUAUUAAUAAAUCUAAAUGAUGACUGAUUAUUUUAAUGCCAUCUGAACACUAUAUAAGUGAUGAUAGAAAUACACAUUCAUCAUGAAAUUCUUGUUGGAUAUAUUUUAAAAUCUUUUCCAUGAAGGGAGAUGAUGUCAGCUCUCUAAAAGCUGGAGGUACAGUGAUGGUAAUGUCAAGAUAUACUGAUGUUCACAUGAAUAAACGCUGAAGCGUGACUCCGGUUACUGUGUGCCACGCCUCGUGUGUUUCUGAAGCCUCAUUCUCACACACACACACACACACACACACACACCUGUAUAACCCUCACAGACACGCUGAAGAUCGCCUCUGCUUCAGAUUCUGUUCGUCAGGGUUGUGAUGGCACACACGGCUGUUCAGAUGACUGGAGAUCUGAACAACAAUGAGUCCAGGACACCGGUGUCCACCAGAAUGUCCUUCUCAUCGCCCAGACGAGGAGCGACCAUGAGCUUCCACAACAUCAGCUACAGCGUGAAGAUGAAGAGCGGCUUCCUGUGCAAGAGGAAGGUCACGCAGAAGAACAUCCUCAUCGAGCUCAAUGGGAUCAUGAGGCCGGGACUGAAUGCAAUAUUAGGAGCGACUGGGAGCGGGAAAUCAUCGUUUCUGGACGUUCUGGCCGCUCGUAAGGAUCCUGCUGGUCUUUCUGGAGAGGUUCUUAUAGACGGAGCUCCACAGCCUCCAAACUUCAAAUGUCUGUCUGGAUAUGUAGUGCAGGAUGACGUGGUCAUGGGAACACUGACGGUUCGCGAGAAUCUGCGUUUCUCAGCAGCUUUAAGGCUCCCGAAGUCGAUCCGUCAGCUAGAAAAAGAUGAGAAGGUUGAGAGACUCAUUCAGGAGCUGGGAUUGAGCAAAGUUGCCGAUUCACGGGUGGGCACGCAGCUGAUUCGUGGUGUUUCAGGUGGAGAGAGGAAGAGGACAAACAUCGGCAUGGAGCUGAUUAUUGAUCCCCCGGUGCUUUUCCUGGACGAGCCGACCACCGGCCUGGACGCCAGUACAGCCAACUCUGUCCUCAUGCUGCUCAAGAAAAUGGCGAACAGUGGUCGUAACAUCAUCCUGUCCAUCCAUCAGCCGCGGUACUCCAUCUACCGGCUGUUCGACAGCCUCACACUGCUGGUGGGAGGAAGACUGGUGUAUCACGGCCCGGCUCAAGAUGCCCUGGAUUACUUCAGCCAUAUCGGAUACGUCUGUGAACCUCAUAACAACCCUGCUGAUUUCUUUCUGGAUGUCAUCAAUGGAGAAUCCUCCGCCGUCGCUCUCAACUUGAUAAACAACAGUGAGGAACUGGACGAGGAGCAGCUGAGUUCAUCUCUGAAGGGCAUCGAGGACCGUUUGGUUGAAGAAUACAAGAACAGUGCCAAUUACAAACUGACUAACAGUGAGUUAGAGCGAAUUGUUCAGGGACGGGACUACAGCAAACAACCCAAAUCCAGAACCAUCACCUACAACACAUCCUUCUGCCAUCAGUUCAACUGGGUUCUCAAAAGAACCUUCAAGAACCUCAUGCUGAACCCACAGACAUCAUUCGCUCAGAUUGGAGUGAUGAUUUUCCUGGCUCUGGUUGUUGGGGCCAUAUUUUUUGGAGUGGAGAAGAAUUCGAGCGGCAUUCAGAACAGGAUGGGUGCACUCUUUUUCAUCACCACCAAUCAGUGCUUCAGUUCUGUUUCCUCGGCUGAACUCUUCAUCACUGAGAGGAAACUGUUUGUGCACGAGUACAUCAGCGGAUACUACAGAGUCUCAGUCUACUUCCUGUCCAAGAUCCUGUCUGACGUCCUGUUUCUGCGUACAAUCCCGGCCGUCAUCUUCAGCUGCGUGGUAUACUGGAUGAUCGGACUGAAGUCAACGGUCGAGACGUUCUUCAUCUUCAUGUUCUCCAUCGUUCUGGUGUCUUACACAGCCACCUCCAUGACUCUGGCCAUCUCCGCUGAUCAGACGGUGGUGGCCAUCGCUAACAUCUUCAUGACCAUCAGCUUUGUCUUUAUGAUGAUCUUCUCGGGGCUGCUGGUGAAUCUCCCCAGUGUUGCUGACUGGUUGAACUGGUUGAAGUAUUUCAGUAUUCCUCGUUACGGUCUCGCUGCUUUGGAAAUCAAUGAGUUCACCGGCCUGAAUUUCUGUGACAUGAGGAACGUUAGCAGCACUUUAGUAGAAGUCUGCACCACAGGUGAGGACUUUCUGAGCAAACAGGGCAUCAAUUACUCAACCUGGGGUUUGUGGCAGAAUCAUUUAGCUCUGGGAAUCAUGACCCUCAUCUUCCUCAUCAUCGCUUACCUCAAACUGCGCUUCUUCAAGAAAUUCACCUGAACACAAGCUCAUGUUCUUCCUCACACACUUCCAGAGCAUCCACCAAAUCCCAUUUCCCGCUCUGACAGUCGUGAUGCUGAAUCUUAAACAUUCAUCCAAUCAUGCUGCAGACAGAAAUGAACGUGAAGAAUUGACUGCGCUCAGACUUAUUGUUCUCUAAUAGUUUGCACACUAAAGAUUUGUUUUAAAAGUACGUUUUUUUUUGCUCAGUAACAGUACAGUUACUAAUGAAUGUCAAUGUGGAGUCUUUUAUGGAUAUGUUCAGUUAGUUUCUGUUUAAUGGACUUUUAGUUUAUUUUUAUCAUUUCCUAUAUUCCUUUGGUUUUUCUGUUUUACUGAUAUGAUUAGUUGUUUAGUUCAGCUUUGUCUCAUUUAAUUUAUGUUUUGUAUCAGUGCUUAAGUUCUUCCUUCUGUGCUCUUUGUCUGGUCUCGUUCACGUUAGUGUUGGUUUAUGCCUCCUGUUCUGUUUGGAUUAAAGACUUUGUGGUAAAGACUAAAUCUGUUGUCUGUCUGUCUGUCUACAACACAUCGUAUUUACUCCAGUUUGACACCGUUUAGAUGUUUUUGUUGGCUGAGAUAUUUUUACUACAGUGACAGUGCCACAACGUGAGUUUGGCAAAAUCAGAAUUACACCAAAAAUAACACAAGCAAAGUGCAGUGAUGCAGCCAAAGAUGUAGGCCCUAUCUACAUCAAGCAGAAUGUAAAUAUGUGUCAGUUCUCAAUGUGAUGCCUGUCGUUAUGCUUUUUUCAGCUCUGGAUCUAGUUUUUACCCAAUGAAGCCGCAGG